Molecule: messenger RNA, 1131 nt
Organism: Saprolegnia parasitica CBS 223.65
Lineage: Eukaryota; Oomycota; Saprolegniomycetes; Saprolegniales; Saprolegniaceae
Exons: 4
Coding region: 1-1131 (376 amino acids)
Source: RefSeq, a predicted model, not a curated record
AUGGCCAGUCUCGGCGGCAAGCACGUCACCAGCGGCUACGUCGACCACGAAGCCAACCUCGGCAAGGACGAGCUCGUCGCGCGCGCCAAGGCCAGUGUCAAGGACCACAAGGCUUUAUAUCGCGCUCUUGAAGUGCGCCACAAGUUGAUCGAGAUCGUGUCGCCUAUCUCCUACCACCACUACAGGCAGGCCGGCGGUAUCGCGCAGUUCGACAUCUACGAUGUACGCCCGAUGCUGUUUGCGCCAAGCUGCCGCGUGGACCCGACGUCGAACACAUGGGGCCGCGACGAUUUGGUCCAGAUUUUCAACAACGACGAAAUUGAGUUUCGCGACAACGGUUCUGGAGUCCCCAACGGCGUGGGGUGGCACUGGUACAACGCGUCCGAGGACCAGUCUAUCGACUGCUCGCUGCAAGACGAGUGUUCGUAUGGUGAGCACCACAACGAGAUCUCGGACAAUUGGCGCGCGUUCAUGGCCGCCCACGGUCUGCACAUCAAUGCAUUCCGGUCCUGGCGUGCUUACGCUCACAAGGCGCUGGUACAAAACAGCGACGCACACCGCGCCUUUUGCAGCGACGUCAUCAAACCGCUGCGGGCGCAUCUCACAGCGCAUCUGAGUGACGUCAAGUUCGUCACGUGCGCUUACUGCGACGACUGCGACCAGGUCACGAGCACGUCGUUUCUCGGUGGCGUGUCGCCCGACGGGUACCUCAGCCUCACAUUGCCUGCGGUCCUUGUCGAGCACAACGGUUUCUUCCUUUUUCAUUUCGUCUCGGAGCACCUCCAUGGUUUUCUCGAAGCGCUCUGCUUGACCCCUGCCGCCGCCGACCAGCCGUUCCUGCACACCAACUACCUCGCCUUUUGCCCGACGCUCUACCACGAAGAUGUGUUUGAAAAGAAUGGAAUGAGCUACCUCCAUCCCCUUUGUAGCAGACGCAUCACGAACAGCUACGUCGACAACCACCUCUACCGCGAAGAGCUCGCCGCGUGCGCCAAGGCGAGCGUCAUGGACCACAAGGCCCUCUAUCGGGCGCUGGUCGUGCGUCGAAAGCUCACCGAGAUCAUUGCGCGCACGCUGAGGACGUGCAAACGACCACCUGCUGAUUGGGUUGGUCAUAUCAAGGGUAUAUAA